Molecule: messenger RNA, 7878 nt
Organism: Notolabrus celidotus (New Zealand spotty)
Lineage: Eukaryota; Metazoa; Chordata; Actinopteri; Labriformes; Labridae
Gene: dennd4c
Product: DENN/MADD domain containing 4C
Exons: 34
Coding region: 349-6129 (1926 amino acids)
Biological process (GO): regulation of Rab protein signal transduction
Cellular component (GO): ESCRT I complex; cytoplasmic vesicle
Molecular function (GO): protein binding
Source: RefSeq, a predicted model, not a curated record
CGCGCCGAGGUCGGCCUCUGUCAGUUCCAGCAGGGAGCCUAUCCUCCUCUUCUCUGGGCGGGUCCAGUCUGAAAGAUACGUUUACGAAGAAAGCUCGCCAACUAAAGUAUCAGCGUAGACACAAACAUGGCGCCUGCCUCCGCCGACAACUUCACAUGAAAGUGCGGGGAAGAAGAAGAAGUGGACGGCAAAGUUUUUGAAGGAGUGUAAGCGAGGAGCCCUUUCUACGCGCGCCUUCCUGGUUUGCACGAGCAGACGUACGGAACAUAUCAAGCGGGUUAAAACAGCAAGCUGCCUUCAUGUCAACAUUGUGUCCUGCUGCAGUGUAAACAGCUGGUACGCCCAGCCAUGAUCGAGGACAAGGGUCACCGUGUGACCGACUACUUUGUGGUAGCUGGGCUGACGGACAAGUCCAAGCCCCUGGAGCAGGACCUAUCAGAGACGAAGUCCGGCGGGCCCAAAGCACCUAUCACCGACUUGGCUGUCAUUAACAGGUCGGCAGGAGAAACUGUACCGGAGGGCUUCACUUGCAUCGACAUCACCUACAGCGGCCAGCCAGCUAACCUUAAUCAUGGCAGUCUUAAGAGCCCGGAGCUAUUUCUGUGCUACAAGAGGAGUCGAGGGAAGUCUCCACUCAUUGAUAUCGGGGUGCUGUAUGAGGGGAAGGAGCGUCUGAUCCAGGGCUGCGAGGUCAUCCAGGCCACGCCGUACGGCCGCUGCGCCAACGUCAACAACAGCUCGGCCACCUCGCAGCGCAUCUUCAUCACCUUCCGCCGAGCGCCGCCUGUGCAGCCUCAGAACUCUCUGGCAGUGACAGACAUCUGCGUCAUUGUCACCAAUAAAGGCGAGACACCCCCACACACCUUUUGUAAGGUGGAUAAGAACCUCAACUGUGGCAUGUGGGGCUCCAAUGUGUACCUGUGUUACAAGAAAUCAGUGUCUGCGUCCAAUUCUAUCAGUUACAAAGCUGGUCUCAUCUUUCGUUACCCAGAAGAGGACUAUGAGUCUUUCCCUCUGUCAGAAUCUGUGCCUCUGUUCUGUUUGCCUAUGGGUGCCAAGAUUGAGUGUUGGGCGCCUCACACACGAGAUCCUCUGCCUGUCUUCUCCACUUUCGUCUUAACCGUCUCUUCUGCUGAAAAGGUGUAUGGAUCAGCCAUUCAGUUCUACGAGCCGUAUCCAGUGGAGCAGUUGAGUGAGAAGCAGAAGAUCCAGCUGGGUGUGCUCUCCACAGUGGAGAAGAAGAUGAUCCCAAACCGACCUGUAAACACCAACAAAUGUAUCUGCGUGCUCUCCCGCUGGCCCUUCUUCGAGUCCUUCCGCAAGUUCCUCAUGUUUUUAUACAAGCUGUCCGUCUCAGGCCCACACCCACUGCCCAUUGAAAAGCACAUCUCACACUUCAUGCACAAUGUGUCCUUCCCUUCCCCUCAGAGGCCAAGAAUAUUAGUCCAGCUCUCGGCACAUGACACCUUGAUCCUCUCCCAGCCUGUGUGUACACCCUUACCUCUCAGCGGGGCGGACUACGGCACUCUGCUGAUGAAUCUGGGCUCUGAGAACUGUGCCACACUGCUGCACUUUGUCCUGAUGGAGAACAAGAUCCUGCUGCACUCGCUGCGGCCCGCUGUGCUCACCGGAGUGGCCGAGGCCGUUGUGGCUAUGAUCUUUCCCUUCCAGUGGCAGUGUCCCUAUAUCCCCCUGUGCCCGCUGUCUUUAGCACAAGUCCUCAACGCUCCUUUGCCAUUUAUCGUGGGUGUGGACUCGCGCUACUUCGACCUCUACGACCCCCCGCCAGAUGUUGUCUGUGUAGAUCUGGACACCAACACUAUCUACCUGUCUGAUGAGAAGAGACACAACAACUGGAAGAAUCUCCCAAAGAAGCCCUGCAAGAGUCUCAUGAACUCGCUGAGCAACUUGCACCACCAGCUGGCCGCCGUUGCAGUACGCCAAACUUCACAAGAAAGCUCAGCAGUGGACAUGACCCCCAUCGAGGCUGACUUCACCUGGCACAAGAAGAAGACGGCCCUGGAGAUGGAAAUCCAGGAGGCCUUCCUCCGAUUUAUGGCCUCCAUCCUGAAGGGCUACCGCUCCUACCUCAAACCCAUCACUCAGGCGCCCUCGGAGAAGGCCACAGCUGCAGACUCCCUUUACGAUCUCCAAGGUUUCCUGAAAAGCAGAGACCGUGCACACCAGAAGUUCUACUCCCAGCUCACCAAGACUCAGAUAUUCAUACGCUUCAUCGAGGAGUGCACCUUUGUCAGUGACAAGGACACUGGCCUGGCAUUUUUCGACGACUGCGUGGAGAAGCUUUUUCCCUCUGAUAAAAUCACGGACAAGGGCACCAAGGUUGAAGGGGAGUCAUCUGAGGACACACGGCUGCUAGAGCUGGACGAGUCCCAGAAGAGCGAGCACACUGUCUUUGUGAUGCCCCCUGAACCUCAAGUUGUUGAUGGAUCUGAACCUGCCGCUAAAUACACCUAUAAAAGUUUCCCAAGGCUGCACAUGGGGCUGUUUGACCGUCCUAAAGAGUUACGGCCAGCCAUUACCAGCAGAACAGCAGGGGCUAGUCUGUCCAGCAGCCCUGCACUGCUAGCUAAAAGGACAAAGCAGGAGAUCAAGCUAGCAUACAAGAUGGCUAAGCGGUUCUACUCCAACCCUCCUCAGUGGGCCCGGUGUCUAUACAGUCACUGCUACAGCCAGUGGUUCAUCUGCCUGCCUGCAGCUGUGCAACUUGCAAAGUCCAAAAGCCGCGCCAUGCAACAGGCAUACAACAUCCUGCUGAAGAUGAGGACCACUGAGGUGGAGGUGUUGGAUGAGGUGUGUUACAGAGUGGUGAUGCAGCUCUGUGGUGUGUGGGGUCUUCCUGUUAUGGCUGUGAGAGUCCUGGUUGAGAUGAAGAAAGCUGGAGUUCACCCGAAUGCCAUCACAUAUGGAUACUACAACAAGGCCGUCUUAGAGAGCCCGUGGCCGAGCAGAAACCGAAGUGGCCUCUUCAUGUGGACGAAGGUUCGUAAUGUGCUCCGUGGAGUUGCACAGUUCAAGCAAGUUCAAGACCGAACAUCUUCCAAGAAGGGAGCCACACUUAGCACCACAGACGAAAAGGAAGGGUCAGCAGUCACUGACGUUGACCGUUUGAGUCAUGGGAGUGCUGACAGUUCAAGUGAGGUUAACGGUGAGGAACACAACCUGUUUGCCCACAGCCACAGCCUGGAGGACACCACAGACAACCACUGCAGCACAGGAAGGCAGUCUGAUCAAGGCUACGGCUCAAAGGAUGAGUUACACCAGGAGCUGGCAGAGCCUUCACGUUCAGCCCUGCUUCCUGCUGUGGAGAGAAACAAUUCCAAAGCACAACACAAUGGAGGCGACAUUGCUGGCUCGGUGGACAGUGCUGUAGCGGUGACAGAGCCUCCAAGUCCUGUUGAGGCGCUCUCAUCUGUCCCCAGUAUUGUGAAGCUGUCCACAGGGAGCUUUGAUGCUGGCAGGGAAACAGGCACAGGGAAGCUCUUCAGGAGGCAAAGCAAGACUGAUAGCGUGUCUCUCCCAGGUGACGAUGCCCCAAUGGCAUCAGGGGAUUCAGCAAACCAGCCUCAACAGCAGCGGCAGAAGUCCUUUGCAGAGCGCAGCUGUAGCUUCAGCGCUGAAAGCCGCGCUGGGAUGCUACUAGAAAAGGGCGUUGAUCACAUGGCCAGUCAGAUGGGUGCUGAUGCACGAAUUCUGGCUGCUGCACUCUGUGCAGGCCAAAGUCCACCUCCUAAUAGCGUGUCCAAAGCACUUUUCAAAGACCUGGAGGAAGAGCCUGAAGAGGAUCAGGGACUCAUACUGGGGAAGCUGCAUGAGGAAGAGGGAACUGAAGCAGCAGCAGAAAGGAAAGAAGAAGAUAGUGAGUCAGAGCGGACUGAGGUCAAAGUGGAGAAACGAGAGAGGAAACACACUGAGACACUUGAGGACGAGUCUAUUCUCAAAGGAGCGGCAUUGGAGAGGGAAGACGUGAAGGCUGGAGCUGACCCACUUUCCCUCCUGGUAACUGAGAGCGAAGAAUCAGCCUCCGUCACCAGCCAGGAGCCGGUGCGCUCCGUGCCUGCUGUGGUGUCUCGCAACCUGGCCGAGGAGAUUGAAAUGUACAUGAGCCUGAGGAGCCCCCUGGGUGUGAAGUCCUCCAGCAUGGAGCUCCAACAGGCUCAGGAAGACUCUGCUGAUCCCCCACAGCCCAAACCGUCUCUGGAACGCAGGUCCAGCCUUCCAGUGCCUCCUAUCAAAACUCCAACAGGCUCCCCGGGGGAUACACCCAAACGCAGCCCCAACACCGUCACUCGCUCCAAGACUUUUGCAGUAAAGACAAAAACUCCUGCAAGCGCUGCGGGAAGCCCGGGACCUAGAUCAGCCUCGCUGACGGCACUGGUUAAGUCCUCCCAGGGAGGGUCUUUGGGCUCUGUCAUCAACUCCAUUUCAGGCAUCAAGAUGGACAACCUCUUGUCUGGGCCUAAGAUUGACGUACUCAGGUCCAGCAUGAAGCAGGCGGCUAAUGUGGCCAGCAAAGUGUGGGGGGCAGUCGCUUCAGCGUACUCCUACUCUGAUGACGAGGAUGAAAACGCUCAGGGAGGAGGCGGCUUCCCGACUCGUCUGGAUGAAAACAUGUUGGCUGACCAUGAAGUGGACGACAGUCCUGAGAGAGGAAUCAUCCCAGGGUUGGUGGCAAACGGCCUGAACCAGAGCUGCACCAGCCUGGGGAGCAGCAGUGGCAGCAGCGACACAGGCCGAGGGACACAUCAGACACAUCCAACUCCAGGACGGGUAGGAAGAGGUCCAGACUCUGAGCAGGGCUCCUCACAUCAUGCCUCCUCCUCCAGUAUUUUCCAGAACUGUGCCCUCGAGGUGCUGAUGUCCAGUUGCUCUCAGUGCCGCUCUUGUGAAGCUCUGGUGUACGAUGAGGAGAUCAUGGCUGGCUGGACAGCUGAUGACUCCAACCUGAACACCAACUGUCCUUUCUGUCGCACAGCCUUUCUUCCCUUACUGCAUGUGGAGUUUCAUGACUUGCGCACAAUGACCGGGUUCUACAUGAAUCCCAGUGCUUCAGGAGACAGCAUCCACAGCACCAGUGCCCAGCCUACAGCCAGCAGCUCAGCUGAUAUCAAGACACCAGACCUUAUCAGUUCCCCCGAGGAGGAACCUAAGGAGAGUCCAGAUAGUCGAUCUGGAACACAUAAGAGUUUGAUUCCAGAGCCUGUGCAGUGUGACCCUCUGGGUCUCCUGGAGCACCAGGCUGCGGGGAAGCAGCCGAAAUGCAGUGGGACAUCACUGACUCGCAGCAACAGUGUUGGCGGGCCGCUGCAGGGCCUGGACUACUCCCAGAGACCUGGACAUGGUGUGUCCACUACCAGUCUGCCCUGCAGUCUGCAAGAGGUGUCGGAUGGCAUGGGGACCAAACGGCCAAACCCGAAGCCUGUAUCCGUCCCGUACCUCAGUCCCUUGGUGCUGCGUAAAGAGCUGGAGACCCUGUUAGAGAAUGAGGGAGAUCAGGUCAUAUACACCCACAAAUUCCUGAGCCAGCAUCCCAUCAUCUUCUGGAACCUGGUGUGGUAUUUCCGUCGCCUGGACCUGCCCAGUCACUUACCUGGCCUCAUCCUCACGUCUGAACACUGCAACAAAGGAGUACAGCUGCCCCUGACAUCACUCUCACAGGACAGUAAGCAGGUUUACAUCCAGCUUCUGUGGGACAACAUCAACCUGCACCAGGAUCAGGGAGAGCCUCUGUACCUGCUCUGGAGGACAUUUAUGGAGAAGAAGGGGACGCUGGCUCCGACAGAUCACCAGGAGAUUCGUACCCUCCUCAACACGAUAGUUCGCAACAUCCAGACCAAUGACGUCUACGGGCCGAUCAACCUGUUGAUCCGAGAGAUCAAACGGCGUCCAGAGGGGGUCAAACGGCAAAGGAGCAUCUAUAGAGAAAUAUUGUUCCUCUCACUCGUUGCCUUGGGAAGGGAAAACAUCGACGUAGAGGCCUUCGACAGGGAGUACCGCCUGGCUUACGAUGAACUGAGCGCCGAGCAGCUCAAGUCCUUGCACUGCAUCGAUCGACCCCCCAUUCCCAGUGUGCAGUGGUGCCUGAAAUGCUUUGGGGCCCCCAUCAUCUGAUCUCCAACAUGGAUGGGAACUCUGUGCUGUCAGAUGUAACAGCAAGAGGGAAGGAGAGUUGGCUGGGGAAAUGAUUUAGAAAUGAAACACUUCCAAUCACCCAAACAUGGUACUAUUUCAUCCCCUUGUCUUAGAAGAAGCUCAUUUUCUGCUUUUUUUUACAACCUGUUGCCUUUUACUGGCUCACCAAACCCCUCUGUUAAGACGGACUGGUUGUGUAAAAGGGUUGGAAAGCUGUAGUGAAUCUUUUGGGACUAUUAGGCCCGUGUUUCUUUAAUGAUGGUGUAUAGAGAGAUAAAUUGCUGUACAGAAUGUAUUGACUGCCUCGAUGGUGUAGUUAUAUGAGUGUGUCUAAGUUUAUGUGUAAAAACAGUCAGUUCUCUAUCUUCACCUUUUUGCCUUUUUACACUAAAAGUGCUAAUGAACCCAGGAUUAGAUCAGUCUAAGUUGUUUGAGAGCACACACAGACCCUGACUGUCCCUUUGUGCAUUUUCCAAAAAGCAACUUAACCUGUCCCUUUGUACAUAUGGGUUACUAGGGGAGGGAGGGGGUCGCAGCAAGUCUUGAUGCAUUGGCUGUUUUUGUGUGCUCUAAGUCUUAAUGAAUGUUUCCUUUUGCUUCACUAUAGAUGUGCAGGUUCAGAGCGGGGCGCUCUCUCUCUGUCUGUGUAAAUAGGAAUUGGAAGCAGGAGAAGUAAAUCUGGGUAAUUUAGACAAUCUGUAAUCAUCUAUCACUAAAAAAAAGGUUCAGCAACAUUCCAGAUGCCCUUUCAUUCAAAUAAGGUCUUAAAGAAAUAUUAUAAAUCCUUUCAAUAACACUGAACUGAUUUUAGAAGAAGCCAUUCGGACGGAGAGUGUGGUGUAGAGGCAUGCCCACAUGUAAACACUAGACACAUGAUCUCUUGCAGGGAAAGCCAGCCUUUGUGAUGGAGCUAUCAGUCCUACUUCUGUUUUUAAUAUCUGCUUUUUUUAACAGUAACAAAGUGUACUUGUUCAGCUAACAUGACUUAUUGUAAUAGUCAAUUAGAUCUGUCACUUACAUAUACCGGGGCUACUUCCUACUCUAGCAUAGACUGAAGCAGUACGAUUUUUUUUAUGUUUUGUGGAAAGGAUUGCUUUUAUGGUUUACACUAUGUAGCUUUGGAUAAAAGUAGUAGCAAUUAGAGCUUUAUAUUGCAAAGGGCUACUUCAGUACUGCUGACACUGUGUUCAUUAUACAACGUGACAUUCCACUUAAUGCUGAAACAGACAGGAAAAAAGCAGCUGCAAUGAACUGUUGGGAAAUGGGUGUAGAUAGAACGCCUGAUAGUUGAUCUUAUUGUAGAGUUGGGAGAGUGCCUUGUACAGAAACGAUGAUAUUGUGAAAUAUUCAAUUUGCACUGCAUAGAUUAAAACCUGACCUAAACCCAGGAGGAGAACGAAUUGAGACCUUUACAAAAUAUUAUCAUGAGACAGUUGUUUUUCUCCAAAACAAAAAGAAAUGCUCAAUUAUUUAUUUUUGUAUUAUUGACAUUCUGAUUGCAGACAGUGUAGUACCUUAGCAUUUGUAUGACUAACAAUCCCCCUUUUCCCCGUAAAUCUUUCUCCUCCCUGUACUGACUUUGUAAAUUUCACCUCUCUAUGACGGAGGAUGUACAGAAGAGACUGUUCUUUAACAAUAGAUUAAGUGAUCUCUUACCGUCCUGUGGAAGGAACUGAAUGUCUACACAAAAGUGCGCUGCAAUAAAAGAGUUUGUGAAAUGAUUGAUAA